AUGUAUAUAUGCUCCGUUGCAGUUACAAUCUCGUUCGAGCAAUCGAAAUUGCUGUUGCCAGCUUCGGUUGCGAGUUUCGCGAGGAUUUCCAUCUUGUCCUCUCACACUCCACUGUUCUUGGGCAUAAGGGUAAUUGAUUUUGGAAUCCUCAUCUCAUCUCGGCUUUCUUUCACCGUCUCUUCGAUCCUACUCUCUAUGAAAUUGAACCCCGCGCCCUUCCGGUAUCGAUAAAUUUUAAUGUCUGCUUUUGGUGAGGACACCCCGAAUGUUGGUGAUAGAGAUCGCCAUGGUUGCCGAGGGGGUGAUGGCAAUAAUGAUGACGACGAUGACGACGAUGCUGGGAAACCUGCCAAGGAUGAGGACGGAAAGAAGGGGCACGCGAAACAUGGAUUUGGAAAAGAUAUUGGAAAGGCGAAGCAAGUGGUCCUGCAUCAAUUCUCGAAAGCCAAGAAACAACUCCACAAUCGAAGGCACAAAAGAGCGCUUCGUACAUCUUCUGGGUCCGGAGCUGCUAUUGUAAGUAGAGCUUCAGAUGGUGAAAGAACAGCAUCAAUCCUCCCUAUGUCCCAUUAUUGUCCAGUGCCUCGAAUGAUCCAAUAUCAUGCUUUGAAACGCCGAAAAAGCCUAGACGAGGACCUUCUGGCAAAUAGGCACCUGUUCCAGAUGGAGGAGAGACAGAAACUACAGAAUCAUCAACAGCAAGAGGGGCAUUUCACGUUGGCAGUGGAUCGGUAAGUGCUGCAAAAUGGAAAUAGUGGGUGUGAAGGUUACAUUUAUGACUAUCAAGACGGAUGGAUCGUUAGGUUUAGUAGUUGAACGACGUACUCCCAACCAUUGCUGAACUUCUGGCCAUUCUGAAUGGUCCACAUAUAUUCUGGUCUAUGAAAAAUGUUAAUAUUUUGACUGAUUGUAUUGAGGCGGUAAACCUAUAAUUACGAGGGGUUCUGACUCUCUUUAUCCUUUUAAAGACAUUAUUAAGAAAACUAGAUUACUUGUUCAUAGGAACUAGUAUGUGUAGAUAAAUUACAGGAGUAGACAGUAUAUUAAAACUGCUGACCAUUUAAUUAGGUUAUCUCAUACUUUAGAUAGUAAUUUUUUUUUAUCUUUGAUCAGCCUCCACCUUAUAUUCAUGAGGUGGCAGUUGAUGAGGGGGUUGGCUUGUCAUGAUUUUGUAUUCGUGUCA
Molecule: messenger RNA, 1183 nt
Organism: Neltuma alba
Lineage: Eukaryota; Viridiplantae; Streptophyta; Magnoliopsida; Fabales; Fabaceae
Exons: 3
Coding region: 238-735 (165 amino acids)
Source: RefSeq, a predicted model, not a curated record